GCCUUGCGAGGCUUUCCGCCCUCCUAGACAAGAUGGCGGCGCCCACGUUACGGAGUUUUGGGCUUGGUCGGCGGUUCAGCUUGUGCAAAUGGCUAGAGCGCUGGGCUUCGGGUCAGCGUGAGAGCCACUCAGGGGCGCAGGAUCUGCUAAUGACUCAAAGAAAGCGAGGUUUGUUCAAGGAGAUUUUCCCAGCCAAGGGAGUGGACCUGGAGCUGCCGGAGCUUUUGGCCAGCAGCGCGAAGGCUGGCACCGCACAAACAGUAUACUGUGGGUUCGACCCCACGGCGGACUCUUUGCAUGUGGGGCACUUACUAGCCGUGUUAGGGCUGCUGCAUUUCCAGCGGGCUGGUCACCACGUGAUCGCUGUAGUCGGCGGUGCCACCGCGCGCCUGGGGGACCCCAGCGGUCGCACCAAAGAGCGCGAGGCGCUAAGCGCAGAGCGCGUUCGGGAGAAUGCGCGAGCCCUGCGGGAGUCCCUCGAGCGGCUAUCCGCGCACCACCAGCGCUUUUUCCACGAUGGGCGGACGUGGGGCACCUUCACAGUCCUGGACAACGCAGCGUGGUACUCGCAGCGGCAGCUGGUGGACUUCCUGGCCGCCGUAGGCGGCUGUUUCCGCAUGGGGACGCUACUGAGUCGACACAGCGUGCAGUCCCGACUCAAGAGUCCAGAGGGCAUGAGUUUGGCCGAAUUCUUCUACCAGGUCCUCCAAGCCUACGACUUCUACCACCUGCACCAGCGCUAUGGGUGCCGCAUCCAGCUGGGCGGCUCCGACCAGCUGGGCAAUAUGGUGUCUGGCUACGAAUUCAUCCACAAGGUGACUGGGGAAGAUGUUUUUGGAAUCACUGUUCCUCUGAUUACUAAUACAACUGGAGCUAAGCUGGGAAAAUCUGCUGGGAAUGCUGUUUGGCUAAACAGAGACAAAACUUCUCCUUUUGAAUUUUAUCAGUUUUUUGUCAGACAGCCUGAUGAUUGUAUAGAAAGGUACCUUAAACUCUUCACUUUUCUACCCCUUCCGGAGAUUGAACAUAUAAUGCAGAUGCAUACUAGAGCACCAGAAAAAUGGGGGCCUCAGAUACGACUUGCAACAGAAGUAACAAAAUUUGUUCACGGCCAAGAAGGAUUAGAAUCUGCCAAAAGGUGUACACAAGCCCUUUAUCAUUGUAGUAUAGAUGCCCUAGAGAUUAUGUCUGAUGAAGAGUUAAAAGAGCUAUUUAAAGAAGCUCCAUUCUCUGAAUUGGUUCUUGAUCCUGGAACAAGCGUAUUGGAUACAUGUCGCAAAGCAAAUGCCAUUCCAGAUGGCCCAAGAGGGUACCAGAUGAUUACAGAAGGAGGAGUGAGUAUAAACCACAAACAAGUAACUAAUCCAGAAAGUGUUCUAGUUGUUGGACAACAUAUCCUUAAAAAUGGACUUUCACUACUCAAAAUAGGAAAAAGAAAUUUCUACAUUAUAAAGUGGCUUCAGCUGUGACUGGAAAAAAAUAACCUAGCUAAUAAUAAAAAUUUCAUGUUAUUAGUCUAAAGAUAAGUUGGUUUCAGCAUCUUUACUCUUUGUCAUGAGAAAAAAUAAUUUGGUAUACUACAAUUCUCAUUUUAAUUACCAUAUUUACAUAGGUUGAUGGAUAAAUAUUUUAUUUCAGGGGGAGAAGGAAUAAUUUGUGACAAUCUGAGCAAGAAAAAUAUUUACAUUAAGAAAAAAGUAGCAGUCAGUGAAUUCUGUUUUUUCCUAUGCUACCUUCCCUUUGCUGAAUGAUGAAGGAAAAGCAAAUAUAAAGAAUUGUUACUACUCUUCUUACACUAUAUGACAUUUACAAGUGGUGGGAAGCAGGAGUGCAUAUUUCAUUAAAGCCAUUUUAUAAGACAAGAAUUUCUAGAUUUCAAACUCAGGGGGAAGCAAUUGAAACAAAAGGAUACAAAUCUGUCAUUCCUCUUUAUGAAGGAAAACAUCAAUAAUGGCAAGUGCAAGGAGAGAGUAGUUCACACAUAAUAAUCUGUCUUUAAGAUUUAAGAGAUUACAGAAGUUUAUUUAAAAAAAGGAACAGCUCUAUCAUUUUUAUAUAAGCUGGUUUUCUUGGCAAAUAAAGAAUUUUAUGAUUCAGUUAAUUUGAAAUUCAUAGAAUCAGAGGUGCAUGAGUCUUAGGAUGACUCAAAUAUUAUGUUGGCCUACUUAAUUUUAUAUUUUUAGAAACUUUGAAAAUACAUUAUAAUGUAGA
This is a messenger RNA of Dromiciops gliroides (monito del monte), 2211 nucleotides long. It is a transcript of the gene YARS2, whose product is annotated as tyrosyl-tRNA synthetase 2. The transcript is spliced from 5 exons. NCBI's taxonomy places the organism in Eukaryota, Metazoa, Chordata, Mammalia, Microbiotheria, Microbiotheriidae. Gene Ontology annotation, molecular function: tyrosine-tRNA ligase activity; RNA binding; ATP binding. Gene Ontology annotation, cellular component: mitochondrion; cytosol. The record is from RefSeq and is a predicted model, not a curated record. Bases 33 to 1469 code for a protein of 478 amino acids. Gene Ontology annotation, biological process: tyrosyl-tRNA aminoacylation.